AUGGUCGUCACCGAUCGCAUCAAGGAGCGUGCCCGCCACAUUCAGCGGUAUUACCACGCCGACGGGCCCAUGCUCUAUAAGUACCUGAUCACUCCUGAGCAUCUCGCCAGAGUUGAGCUUCUUCAGCCCAAGUUCAGAUUCGAUGACUUCCCCGACGAUACUCAAGAGUUCCCCCCCAGCUGGCAGGACGCCUCGGAUUCGUCAGGCAAGAACUCUCUGUCGGGCGUCUUGCACAGCCCUGCAUGGACGUCUCUGCCAACUCAAUCCCAGCCUGCUUCUGGACAGGCGACCGAGAUCAAAGCAGAGGCCCCAUCUAAGUCUGAUGGUGCUGACCAUGAUGGAUUUGCUCAAAAUCCUCCUAUCCAGGCCACCACCCAGCUGUCUCUCGAGGACCCUGAAGACCAUGCCAACGAUGGACAGAGUGCAAUCUCGUUGUUGAAGGCUCUCAUUUACCGGACUCCCGCGCAAACCCCCUGGACCGACCAGCAAGCCGAAAGUGGCCCCCGCCAUCCUCAAAACUUCUCGGAGCAUUCAAUCCCCGAUGUCGACGGCUGGGGCAGUCGACGCCGACUUUCUGACCCUUGGAGCCCUGCCGAUCAGGGUUCUGGCGAUGGUGGGGACGAUGACAUCGAAAUUGUCCCUGCUUCUCAGAUUGCCAAAGCUCCGACUUACUCGCUCGACAACGGGGAGUCCUCCAUGACCCAGCAUCGAGCUACCAAGCAUAACUCGCCCGGCGCCACGUCGGUCCUGAAGCGCCUCAUUGCAGACGCACUUCAAUCUUUCGGUAACUUCCUCGCCCCAGACGUCUGUGUGCCUUCCGAUAGCCCUUUUGCUAUGCGAGCCCAGGCCGGCCCGGCUGAGAGUCUUGGUGCCCCCAGCAAGGAUGGGUCCAAGAAGGAGUUCAAGUGCUCAAAGGAACAGGUGGCCAAGUAUGUCAAAUGGUGCAAGAAGCAGCAGCAGAAGAAUUUUGGUGACAAGGGGGACUCACAAAUGGACCCGAAGAGCCAUGAUGGGAAGGGUAAGGGAAAGGAGGUCUAG
Molecule: messenger RNA, 1038 nt
Organism: Fusarium falciforme
Lineage: Eukaryota; Fungi; Ascomycota; Sordariomycetes; Hypocreales; Nectriaceae
Exons: 4
Coding region: 1-1038 (345 amino acids)
Source: RefSeq, a predicted model, not a curated record